AUGACAGCACAUAGACUGCGAUUAUUACGCGAGGAGAUUACUUAUUCUGAUGCCAAAGAAAAGGAAAUAAAUCUUCUGCAUCGGUUGCAGUACCCGGAUCAGCAAGCUCGAUUCUUUGCCUCGCUCGAUGACAGACGGGACUGGAUCCAAGCCGUCGUGGCCCAUCAUCUGUCCUUAAAUUCGCCCAAAACUUUGACUGUGGGUCACCCGCGAGGUGGCCUUCAACGCAACAAGCGCGUUCUGCUUCGAAUUCCCUUGCCGUAUUGCAUCGGUGAAGCGUUCAGACCCGGAAAUGGCGACGAGAAAAUUCGCUGCGAGGCCGCUACUUAUGCCUGGAUUGAGACCAACUGUCCAGAUAUACCUAUCCCAAAGCUGUAUGUCUUUGCUGCAUCGACAGGAGAAACGUUCACUCGGCUUGAGAGCCUGCCUUUUCUAAUGCGCGGCAUCCACCGCCUACGUUGCUGGCUGCGGUCACUGUUCAAGCUGCCUGUGCCUUCAUGCUAUGUCCGCAAUGACAGCCGACAUUUAAUGCCGUGCCACAAACCCCCAGCAGGUUAUCUAUUGGUCGAAUACAUCGAUGAAUCAAAGGGAUCUAUGCUAUCCAAUACGUGGCCCACGCAGCAUACGAGCUCGGAGUUGCGAAAUAAUUUCUUCCGUGAUCUCAGUCGGAUCUUCCUCAGUCUCGCCAAAAUUCCUCUUCAAAAGAUCGUAGACAUGCCUCGGGAUUAUACGUACUGUACGACCGAUGCAUACGUGGCAUCGGCAUUGGCUGCGAUGCGUGCCAUAUUUCCACUCUUCUUUCGUCGCGACCUUCGCCGGGGACCAUUCUUCUUCACUCUCACCGAUCUCCAUCAAAGCAACAUUCUGGUUGAUAAAUACUGGCAUAUCACGUGCCUGAUAGAUCUAGAGUGGGGAUGUUCCUUGCCAGCGGAGAUGAUCCAGCCACCGCAUUGGUUUACAAACAAAGCAGUGGAUCAGAUGGAUGCAGCGGAGUAUAACGACAUCCGGCUGGAGUUUAUGAACAUCCUAGAAGAGGAAGAACGAGCUCUAAAGGAUACUGGACUGACCUUGGAGCCAGAGAGUGUGUCUAGUAUCAUGAACCAAACCUGGGAAUCCGGUACCUUCUGGUUCAGUCUCGCCCUAACCAGUCCCACAGGAAUCUUCUCGUUGUUUCACAAACAUAUCCAACCGAUCAUGACAAAACAUUGCCCCGACCAUGGCGCAUUUCAUGAAAUAAUGCCAUGGUACUGGACGACAGAUACAGUGGGCAUAGCAAGACGCAAGCUAGCAGAUAAGAAAGAAUAUGAUAAUCGGCUCCGCGAAGCAUUCAGUAUCAGCAAUAAUGAGUAA
Aspergillus ibericus CBS 121593 is the source of this 1350-nucleotide messenger RNA. RefSeq lists its product as uncharacterized. The transcript is spliced from 5 exons. Bases 1 to 1350 code for a protein of 449 amino acids. Lineage: Eukaryota; Fungi; Ascomycota; Eurotiomycetes; Eurotiales; Aspergillaceae. The record is from RefSeq and is a predicted model, not a curated record.